AUGGGUUUAACUGAUCAAGAAGACAUGUUAAAUGAAUUUAAUAAGCUAUAUAAUAGCGACACUGAAGGUGAACUAGACGUUAGCAAUAAAAACAGAGGUGAGGAAAAUGGUGGCUGGAAUAAAUAUAAUAAUGAGUUAGAUAUUAUUGAUGAAGAAUGGCGAGAUGAGGAAGAUAAAGAAAUCUCUGAUGACUCAGAUAGUGAACCUGACUUAUAUGCCCUUACGAUAAAUAAAAAGGCGAAUGAUUUAAAAAAGCAGUUAGAACAAAACCAUAGUAAAUUAAUAAUUAAAGAAUACAAUUAUAAAAGAGCUAUUUUUGAAUACCUUAGUUUAUUAAGUAAAAAUAAUAGACACAGAAAAAUCAAAGCUAGCUUGGAUGUUGCUCACAUAGAAAACACCAAAAAACAAUUAGAAUAA
Messenger RNA from Racocetra fulgida, 417 nucleotides. The record is from the annotation of a GenBank genome assembly. Lineage: Eukaryota; Fungi; Glomeromycota; Glomeromycetes; Diversisporales; Gigasporaceae.